This is a messenger RNA of Oncorhynchus keta (chum salmon), 847 nucleotides long. RefSeq names its product protein FAM3C-like. The record is from RefSeq and is a predicted model, not a curated record. Lineage: Eukaryota; Metazoa; Chordata; Actinopteri; Salmoniformes; Salmonidae. The coding region runs from base 101 to 730 and encodes 209 amino acids. The transcript is spliced from 8 exons.
AACUGGAUAAACCUGACUAGCAACCAGCUGCAUUUGCUCUUUUGUGUUUUUCAUAAGGGGCUUUUCAUACAGGCAACAGGAGAGAGAGUAAUCAGAUAUCAUGCUCACUGUACGCAUAGGCCUUCUUCCAAUCAUAGCAGUGCUUGGAAUCAUUUUCUUUGCCGUUUUCCUCAUAAUGCAGUCUCAAAGCCACACCCUCUCCUGGUAUCCUGAGUUUCCUGGUCCAGAGUGGCUACAGGUGCCUAAUGUACCCAAAGAGACCACCUCCAGACAAAGACCGUGUGGCAUCCCAAAGCCCUGUCCAGAGGGGGACUUCAGCUUUUUAAUCGCCAGUGGAGCUGCUAAUGUGGUUGGACCCAAAAUCUGCAUGGAGGACAAAAUGGUUAUGUGGAAGAAAAUGUUGGGUAUGGAAUUAACAUUGCUGUUGUAUAUUGAACCUCUGGUGGAGUUUCUGGAGUCCAUUGAGAAUGGAUCCAUUGUGUUGAUUGCCACCUACGACGACCCAGCUGCAAAAUUGAACGAAGAAGCAAGGAAGCUUAUCAGAGAGCUUGGCAGCUCUGCUAUCCAGUCAUUAGGCUUCAGAGACAACUGGGUCUUUGUUGGAGGAAAAGGAGCAGAUGUCGAGAGUACCUUGGAGAAGCAUAUUAAAAACAAUAGGGACAAAAACAAGUAUGACUCCUGGCCAGAGAUGAUUGAAUUGCAAGGAUGCUUACCACGCUAUUUGGAGUGAUUGGUACCAAAAAUGUUGUUAUCCUGCCAGACUCCAUAUCCACUGUAAACAUUUGCACAUGUUGUGAUGUUUGUAUUACUCUAAAAAAUGCAUAAUAAACAACAGUUUGGCCUUGUC